AUGCAAUUUCUGAGAGCGUUCGCUGUCCUUGCCCUGCUGGGCUCCCCAUCAGCUGCCUUUGUGGUCCCGACAUGUCCGACCAGUCGAUGCUCGGCGCUCUACAUGGUACUGGAUAAUGCGAUGAAUGAUCGAUUGAAUGGUAUCAAGCGUUCCUAUCAAGCACUGACAGAACGUUUGGGAGAUCCAGAUGUGAUUGCAAGCUCUAAUUUGCUGCGAAAGGUAAUGUCGGAGAGAGCAAGUAUCGAAGAUACCGUCCUUGCAUAUGAUGAAUACUGCCAGUUCAGAGAAGAGCUGGAAGGAGCCACGGAACUCUUUCAACAGGAUGAUGCCGAAUUGAAAGAAAUGGCCCGGGAAGAAAUUAAAGAAAUUGAACCAAAAAUGGACGAGUUGGAAGAAAGAAUCAAAAUUCUACUCUUGCCCAAAGAUCCUAACGAUGAUAGGAAUAUCAUGUUGGAAAUCCGAGCAGGCACCGGUGGCUCGGAAGCCAAUAUCUUUGCAGGUGACUUGUACGACGCUUAUAAGAAAUACGCUACUACGAAUGGCUGGCAAGCCAAUGUGAUUGAUUCUUCUCCCGGUGAUGAUGGUGGUUUCAAGAACAUUGUCAUCGAUAUUAAAGGAGAUAAGGUAUACUCCAAAAUGAAGUGGGAAGCUGGAGUUCAUCGUGUGCAGAGGGUACCGGCCACAGAAUCGCAGGGCCGAGUCCACACAUCCACCGCCACGGUAGCUGUCAUGCCAGAGUGUGAUGAAGUAGAUGUCAAAAUUGAUCCCAAAGAUCUUGACAUUUCCACGAUGCGGAGUGGUGGAGCCGGUGGACAAAACGUCAACAAAGUCGAAACUGCCGUGGAUUUGCUACACAAACCGACUGGAAUUCGAAUCAAAUGCACCCAGGAACGAUCGCAAUUGAAAAACAAAGAUCUCGCCAUGAAAAUGCUCAUGUCCAAAUUGUAUGAUAUGGAGAAUGAAAAACGAGAUAUGGAGGAACGGGCAAGACGCGGAUCCCAGGUAGGAACGGGCGGAAGGAGUGAAAAGAUCCGAACGUACAAUUGGAAAGACUCUCGAUGUUCGGAUCACAGAUUAGGACAGAACUUUCCCUUGGCGCAGUUUCUAGGAGGGGAUAUCGAGCCCAUGAUUGAGGCAUGCAACGUCAAGGAUCAGGAAGAAAAGCUACGGGAAAUUACACAAGAAACAGCUGCCGCGUAA
Seminavis robusta is the source of this 1200-nucleotide messenger RNA. The record is from the annotation of a GenBank genome assembly. Lineage: Eukaryota; Bacillariophyta; Bacillariophyceae; Naviculales; Naviculaceae.